Messenger RNA from Actinia tenebrosa (Australian red waratah sea anemone), 1193 nucleotides. RefSeq lists its product as uncharacterized. The record is from RefSeq and is a predicted model, not a curated record. Lineage: Eukaryota; Metazoa; Cnidaria; Anthozoa; Actiniaria; Actiniidae.
GCGAUGAAGCUUCUCCAUCCGCUAAAAUUUCUGAUGACACAUUCCUUAGCCCUGACACUGCAAGUACUGGAUCUACGAACAGUAGUGAACAAGUGAUACGACGUCAUCACAAUAAUCCACUUGAAAAGUUGAAYGACUUUUUAGUUGUUUCAAAUAUUCCACCYAUUCAAAGGAGAUGGAUAGACUGGGAUGAAAUAAGUGAGAAAACGAGGCAGCGAUAUACAAAGAGGGGCGCUGAAAUCGUAGCCGCUGUUGUCCAAACCAUCUCUCCUGAAAAUGCUGGACCGAUUUGGAAGGCUGUAUCGUCAUCUUCCAUAAUCAGUAGACUUCUUGKUGUAAAUGAAGUUACAAUGGCUGACCAACGUUAUUUAGAUGCUUUAGCUGAAUCGUACAAGAAUGCGUCGAGCUGGGAUACCCGAAAACAAGUCCUGUCUAUAAUGACUGAUUUAGCAAGCUAUGCUGUGAUAUCAUCCUUUAUUCCUGGUCUUACCAAGUACAGGUACACUGCAGCAAAUUUACAUCGUUUACAGUUUGGUCGUGGUGUGCCAGUUCUUGUUCAAACGUCCGCUCGUAUAAGAAUAGAUUCAAAACAACUCGAUCACUUUUUAUCAUUUAUAACUAGCCCACAUUUGGUUCAAGAUCUUCCUUUUGGCCAAAAGCACCUCACGCUUUCAUCUGGCAAAGUCUUGGAAGUACCGAACGUGAUACGUACAAUGAUACCACGACGGAUUGUACAGCAGUAUAGUAGAUACUGUGAAGAAACAAAUUUCCAUCCAUUGAGCGACAGUACGAUGUUUCGCAUACUGUCAGAGUGCAGUGCUUCAGUCAGAAAAUCUCUUCAAGGCCUCGAUUACUUCGCUGCGGAUGGAUCGCGAGCGUUUGAUGAGCUAUUAUCGCUAGUUCCCAAGCUUGUUGAAUAUGGUGCUACUGACAGAGAAUGGGAAGUGAAAACAACAGAGAAUCUAAAGACAUCAAGACUUUACUUGAAAGGAGAUUAUAAGGUUCAUCUUGACAAUGCUGAUAAAGUAGCAGAUCACUGUUUAGUCUUUUCCCUUAGUGACAGUAGCGAUGCUGACUUCAAGAAGGAAUGUAAUCACAAACAUGAUGCUGUCUGCGAGCAGUGCUUAGCUCUUGAAGAAACUUUAAAAGACAUCGAAGGAUGCUUCAAAGAUUUUGAGUUUCCCUCUGUUGAU